Messenger RNA from Rubroshorea leprosula, 1805 nucleotides. The record is from the annotation of a GenBank genome assembly. NCBI's taxonomy places the organism in Eukaryota, Viridiplantae, Streptophyta, Magnoliopsida, Malvales, Dipterocarpaceae.
UCAUUUCUCCAGCAUCAGAGUCCAAGUCAAUACAAACCCUACUUCCAUUUCCUUAUAACCAUUUUCCUUUUUGGUUCUCUCUCAAAAUUAAUACCAGCUGAAAAAAUUUUUGAGCUUGAAAUUUUAAAGAAAAGGGCUGCUAUGGAGUCUUCGGUGGUUUCGGAGCUCGAAGGGACUCUUUCGAGAGAUCCGGAUCCCUUCUCUUAUUUCAUGUUGGUGGCGUUUGAGGCUUCUGGUUUGCUUCGGUUUGCGUUGUUGUUGGUGUUCUGGCCGGUGAUUCGGUUGCUUGAUGCGUUGGGGAUGGAAGAUGUUGGGCUUAAGUUGAUGAUAUUUGUGGCUACAGUGGGUGUGAGGGAGUCGGAGAUUGAGUCAGUGGCGAGAGCGGUGUUGCCGAAGUUUUAUAUGGAUGAUAUUGACAUGGAGGCUUGGAGGGUGUUUAGCUCGUAUGAUAAGAGAGUUGUGGUGACUAGGACGCCCAGGGUCAUGGUGGAGAGGUUUGUGAAGGAACAUUUACGAGCUGACGAGGUGAUCGGAACCGAGCUCAUCGUGAACCGGUUUGGAUACGCCACAGGGUUAGUUGACGGUGAUAUCAGUUCAAUCUCACGGCUAGUCGCCAAAUUGUUUGUUGAUGAAGAGCCUAGCUUAGGACUAGGAAGGCCUGGAUCAGGUUCUUUUAAUUUCUUAUCUCUAUGCAAGGAAGAAAUGCAUCCGCCAUUCCACACCGAGCAAAUACACCCUGACCACCAGAUCCUUCGCCCACUCCCGGUGAUCUUCCAUGACGGCCGCCUUGUAAAGCGUCCAACUCCAUCCACCGCACUCCUAAUCCUCCUAUGGAUGCCAUUAGGCAUCUUCAUUGCAACAAUCCGCAUUGUGGUGGGGCUCAUGCUACCAAUGCGAGCCAUUCCUUACAUGUCCCGUUUAUUCGGGGGCAAAAUAAUCGUAAAGGGCAAACCACCGCCGCCGGUCUCUGGUGGCAACAACGGCGUUCUAUUUGUCUGCACUCACAGAACUCUAAUGGACCCCGUUGUCUUAUCCACAGUGCUCGGACGUAAAAUUCCUGCCGUAACAUACUCCAUUUCAAGAUUGUCAGAGAUACUAUCACCAAUCCCAACCGUUAGAUUAACAAGAAUCCGUGAAGUCGACGCGGAAAAGAUAAAGAGGGAAUUAGGCAAAGGCGAUCUAGUGGUGUGUCCGGAGGGAACAACAUGUAGAGAACCAUUUCUUUUGAGGUUCAGCGCCCUAUUUGCCGAACUCACAGACCAAAUAGUCCCUGUCGCCAUGAACUACAGGGUUGGUUUCUUCCACGCCACCACCGCAAGAGGUUGGAAAGCUUUGGAUCCCGUCUUCUUCUUCAUGAACCCUAGACCAGUUUACGAGGUCACCUUCUUGAACCAAUUGCCGGUUGAAGCCACUUGCUCUUCUGGUAAAAGCCCCCACGAUGUCGCAAACUACGUUCAAAGAAUCUUGGCGGCUACGUUAGGGUUUGAGUGCACCAACUUCACCAGGAAGGACAAGUACAGGGUGCUCGCUGGGAAUGAUGGAACGGUGUCGUAUAUAUCUUUUGUUGAUCAGGUUAAGAAAGUGGUGAGCACUUUCAAGCCGUUUUUUCAUUAAAUGAUGAUUUAAUUAAUGAAAAUAGUUGAGAUUUGUUUAUCUUUUUCUUUUUUGUAAUUUGGCUUGAUUAAUUUCUUGAUAAUAAUUUAUCUGUACGUGGGGUUGUUUUAAUGAUUUUUGGUUUUGCAAAUGGCGAGCAGCUCUGUAUUAAUAUUCUGAGUUCGUUCAUAUUAUAAAUUUAAAAAAUGAUU